Coffea arabica (coffee) is the source of this 466-nucleotide messenger RNA. The record is from RefSeq and is a predicted model, not a curated record. Lineage: Eukaryota; Viridiplantae; Streptophyta; Magnoliopsida; Gentianales; Rubiaceae.
UAAAAUGAAUUGCUCUGCCCGACUAUCUAAAUCUAUUCCAGGUUUCUACUGCUCCAGUGUUAGAUUCGAUACCGCUCCCUGCAUCCAUUUCCUCCAUUUUUGUCAAAAUGCCCCACCUACCUAUGUCAACUUCAGGUUGAAGAAUUCUGUAACACUGAAACUGGGGCAGAAGUUACUUCCUACGUGUGCAUCAAAGACAAAUCCCUCAGAAGGAUCUGAUAGGAAGAAUGGCGAAACUGCCCGAGGCCCUCCAUUCCUGACCAUUUUGGCUGGUUUUCUUGUAUUUUUCGUUCUAUGUUGGAUCAUUGGAUCUAUUGUACUGUGGCUCAUUGGUCUAUUUGUCCGCGCACCUCCAUCCAAAUGACAUCAAAUUUGUACUUUAUGUAGGCAACUUUGUUCAAUAGCUAGGUUCACUUUUCUUGACCAUCGCUUUGGAAUCCAAUAUUUUCUAUUUCCAAGCAUGAAA